AGACUGUUCCGUGUGCAAAAGCAACCCGUUGUAAGCUACGGUGAGGUGGACGACUAGGGCGGACAUUCAUCUCUUCGCUUCGUGUAUCCUAAAUCGACUCAAUUAUGGCAUCUGGCAUCACUCUGGAUGAGGAAGCUCUCGACUUUAUCGCCAAAGAUACCAAGGGACAUGUUUACAAAUAUGUGAUUUUCAAAAUUAAUGACAAGAAAACAAAGAUUUGCUUGGACCAGAUACGACUGAUUUCUGAUUUGGGCGCUGACUGUAAAACAGUCGAGGCAGACAAGGAGGAGUUUAAGCGUUUAGGCGAGAUCGUGCCGAAAGACAACAUGCGAUAUAUCAUGUACACCUACGUUGAUCAGACCAAUAACUACCAGAGGAGUCUCAUUAGAUGGUUAGGACCAGAUGCUAAAGUUAACAUCCGGAUGGUUUAUGCAUCAUCCGAGAAUGUCAUACGAAACAGACUUGGAGGUAAAUUAACGAAGCUGAUGCUUGAAGACGAAUUCCAGUAUCCACAGGACAUAUUUCAAGCAGAAGAUCCACAGAAAAAGCUUUCGAAUUAGGGGUAACUGUGACAGAACAAACUUUACUUUUCUACGGAUUCCUAAGUGUUAACUAAUUUGAAUGCCAUUAGUGUAUAAUCUUCAUCACUGGUAUACGUUCACGUUUCCUCAUCUGAUAAGGGACAACCAUUACCAGGAUGUGAUGCUCGGCGGAGAACAUGUUGACUUUGUAUGCUGAACAAUAUUAUCAUUUGUAUUCACUUUCUGCAAUAUCAAAGGUCUUGUCUGAACCAUCACCUCCGUUAUAAAACAUUUGGCACUACCUAUGACUCUGUAAGUAAAGUUUUUCAUAUAUUAUAACUGAAUGUGAAUUGUUAUCAAGUAGACGUUGUGUUAAUAAUGGAUUCAAAUACAUAUAUUAAAAACCAUAUCAUUCAGAUGAUUUAGUAAUAAAGUCAUUGCUUCAUGUAUCCGUAACCAUGUUUUGCACUGAAAAUUCAUAAUUUCCUUAGAUAUGCGAAUGGGCGAGUGAUGUAUGUUGUUAGUGAUUUGGGCUUGAGACAGUCCCUUGUUGGAAUGCGCCAUACCUGUGUGUGUAACCCACUGGCGCACACACCUAGACGCAACUAUUUCCUCGUUCAGACUGUCCCCAGUCGAAAGCCUGCGUGUUUGCAAUAGGCCAGGUAAACUGUUUUGAUAACAUGACUGCUAGCAUGUAACAUUCCAGUGUUUAGCGUGCUAUGUUAAAACAGGUGGUGGUAUGACACAGGUGUCUUCUGUCAUCGUAUAGCGAGCGCUGUAUAGCGGGGAUGGUAAACAGUGCUUCAACCAAGCGUUGAAAUUCCAAUGUGUAGUCUGUAUGAGUAUUUCAUGUGGCGCACUCGCUAACAUUCAGAGCGGAGAAAAAGGACUUUUACUCAUGACUAUCGUUGCGUGGCUUUAUUUGUAGAGGAUUGAUAAAGAAAUGACCCUAGCUGUGUAGACUCAUCAAAAGCAAUUCCAUUUCCAAGUUGUUUUUAAGCGAACGCUAGCAACUGGAGUAUGAAAUACAUCUCUGAAAGGCAAUAUUUUUGCAUAUCGACUCCAAACCUACAUACUAGCGGGUAAAAGAAACUAUACAUGGUUUAGGCCACGUAAAAUAAAUGUCUUGUUUCUCAUCAAUUUUUAAAAACUGGGUAGGCAGGGUGGAUUUUAUUUUUAUAUUUUGACAUUCAGGGGAAAUGUAUUAGUCGAAAACUUGGAACGCCGGAAGCUGGGACGGAUUUCUGAAGUCUGCCGGCUUUAUACACGGAAAUUUACCAGUGAAAAUAAUAUUUUACAGAUUAGGGUCGGGACAAAUUUUAGAGUCGGACGGUAAUGAGAAGCAAGAAAUUAUUUUAUGUGGCCUUAAAAAAAUAUAAAAAAUCAUCAAAGCAUUACUCGGCUGAAAACAGGACAGGGCGUCAUGCUGGGGUGGUUUAGAUAGCAUUCAGACGUUGGCCCAACGUUGGCAAUGGUUUUGCCAACAUUGCCAACGUUGGGCCUACAUCCGAAUGCUAUCUGGGGGAGUGUGUGUUCAUACCACGCAUAACUCGAACGUGCUAUCCGGUGGGCACAGUGGGCACGUGACUUAGUUCAUUAUACCUAUGUUCGACCAACAGGAAAUGGGUGGAAGUAAAACAUCUCCAAAAGCCUGUUGGCAAGGGUGUUGAGAAUGACUACAUUCGGAUUCACUGGAAAGGGAUACCCCUUUUGAGUACAGAUGUCUUGAUAAGUGCGUCAUAAAUAUGUAUAGCACAAUAUGACGAGAUUGAAAUUAGGAACUGUUGUUCAAACACAUAAGUGCGUCAUAAAUAUGUAUAGCACAAUAUGACGAGAUUGAAAUUAGGAACUGUUGUUCAACCACAUUGCAGUCAAUUCUUGUAAAUAAAAACAACAAUAACUU
Haliotis rubra (blacklip abalone) is the source of this 2424-nucleotide messenger RNA. RefSeq names its product cofilin-like. The coding region runs from base 105 to 560 and encodes 151 amino acids. Gene Ontology annotation, molecular function: actin filament binding. The record is from RefSeq and is a predicted model, not a curated record. Gene Ontology annotation, biological process: cell motility; actin filament severing; actin filament depolymerization. The transcript is spliced from 2 exons. Lineage: Eukaryota; Metazoa; Mollusca; Gastropoda; Lepetellida; Haliotidae. Gene Ontology annotation, cellular component: actin cytoskeleton; actin cortical patch; cytoplasm.